CAAACUGAAGAGGAAGUCAAGUGAAAAGGAGCAUAUUGAAACCUGUCUCUGAAACCUUGCUGAACAUUUUGUAAAGACUUGCUUUAAGAUUAUUAAGAACCCAAUACCCCCCCCCCCCAAAAAAAAAAAUUACCGGAGAGGAUAUUUCUUCUUUUGACAGGGUUUCCAAGGGGUUGACUAAUGGUGAAUAUUCUCGGAUGCAAAAAGAUACAAGCAGAAGUCAAUAGCACCACAACACAGCUAGAGGAGCAUACACAUUUUCAAUAGGCCGUCUGACAGCUCUAUGGGCGAAGAGGCCCCACUUAUUAUGGAGUGCCGCUCCCCCUCUGACCAUGAAAUAGAUGUACAAUCUGAUGUGUGUAACAACCACUGCAUCCAAUCAGAUGAUUCACCGUGUUCCGAAGCCCAUCUCUCAGUAGCCCAUCUGUCAUUGGAGGGUGGGAGUGAACUGCCUAAGGUGGUGCUGAGUACCAAAAGUCCAGCUGCACUAAAGCUAGGUACACGGCAGCUCAUCCCUAAGGGCCUUGCAGUGGCAAGCCGGCCUAAGAACCGCCAUCACACAACAGUAGUCACCUUUCCUGUAGGACUUGAAACACCUAGCCCAUCCACACGGAGUCGUCACUCAGUUUUGGGACCUGAAGUGUCCUGGGAUGACUAUGACAGUGAGGGGGACGAGUUCUCUCUGUGGAGGACCCGGAGGAACAAGUCCUACAAAGCGGCAGUGACCUGCUUAGACAUAGAUGCCAUGACCGGAGGUCCUGGGAGUGCCGCCACACUCCAGCCCAUGAAGGACAAUAGGACCCCCAGCUCCAAAACAGUUUUUUCUCCUGGAAGAAAGGUAUGUAGAACCCUGGGUAGGAAGAGGAACCAGAAACACGGGGGAUCCUUCAAAGAUGAUCCACGGCUUUACCAGGAAAUCAAGGAGCGAGGAUUACACUCCACCAAUCAGAAUGCAGAAGAAGAGAUGGUGGAUGACUUUGUGAUGCUGGAGCCUCCUGUGGACCAGGGCAUUGUGGUGAAGAGCUACAGGCCUGCCCAGGUCACAUGGAGCCAGCUACCUCAGAUUAAAGACACAGGCAUUCUUCAGAUGAUCUCAGCUGAGGAACGGAAGCGGCAAGAGGCCAUCUUUGAGAUCAUCACAUCGGAGUACUCGUACCUACACAGUCUCAGUAUCCUGGUGCGCCACUUCAAGAACAGUGAUGCACUGAGGCGCACACUAACCACCACAGAGCACCACCACCUCUUCUCCAACAUUGCAGUCAUUAACAAUGUCAGCAAAGGGUUUUUUGAGGACCUUGAGAGGCGUCACCAUGCCAACCCAGUGAUCCAGGACAUCAGCGACAUUGUGCAGAACCAUUCCACCCACCACUUUGAACCGUACAUUGUGUACUGCUCCAACGAAACCUUCCAACAGAGGACGCUACAGAAGUUGUUGGCUAGUAACACUGCCUUCAAGGAGGUUCUGAAGCAGAUUGAAGGGAACAGUGAAUGUGGAGGCUUGCCUAUGAUCUCCUUCCUGAUCCUGCCAAUGCAGAGAGUAACACGUCUACCACUAUUACUUGAUACCAUCUGUCAGAAGACCCCAGACAAAACCGCAGAGUACUUUGCUGCAGUGUGGGCCCUGAAAGCCAUCAGCAAGUUGGUGAGUAGCUGCAAUGACGGAGCCCGGAGGAUGGAAAGGACAGAGCAGAUGUACACUAUCCAAAAGCACAUGGAUUUCGGCAAGAUCAAGCCCUUCCCUCUAGUGUCGUCAUCCCGAUGGCUGCAGAAGCGUGGGGAGUUGGCAGUCUGCACAGAGGAGCUCAGCAUCUUCUGGAAGACCUUCAGUCAUAAAAGCUAUUACCUGUUUCUCUUUAACGAUGUCCUCAUCGUCACCAGGAAGAAGAGUGAAGAGAGCUAUGUGGUGAUGGACUACGCCACUCUGGAGAAUGUGGAAGUGAAGGAGGAGGCAGAGGAACGGAUGUCUCCACCCAACAAGGGAGCCUCCAGCCUCGGACUGUCCCUUCGGCUGCAGAUGACAAGAAACAGUGAGGGCAGACUAGAGCACAUUGCCCUAGUGGCUGAAUCCAGAGUGGACCGAGCACGCUGGGUCAGUGCUCUACGGGAGCUCAAGCAAACAGGGAACAGCACAAAUAAAGACGACCUACCUCAAUUUGAGGCCACCAAAGCAUACAUGCCUAAGCAGCCAGAUGAGCUGGGACUACAGCAAGCUGAGGUGGUGAUAGUCUUGCAGAGAGAGGAGGAUUGGUGCCACGGGGAGAGGAUGAGGGAUGGAGUGAGAGGUUGGUUUCCUGCUGGCUGUGCCACAGAGAUUACAAACCGUGCUGCAAUGGAAAACAAUGUUCAGAGGAUGAAACGCCUACGAAAAGAAACCAAUGUCUGAGUAUCAUUGACAGAGCAACAACAAAUUGGCCAUUCCCAUCUUAUCAGUUAUCUUUCUGAUAGUGUGCACAAAACAUUGAUAGUGUGAUUGGUAAUUGUGCAGCUGUGUCCAUAGUAGUGUUUAAUAUUGUGCAGAUGUAUAAAAUGUCAAAGAUUUCUAUGCCAUAGCCAGUAAUAAAGUAUUUCAUGUCACAAGCCAGUCCAUAUCCAAUCUUGAAACCAUGUUGUAGAUCCAAUGCUGGCAGUAUAACCACAAUGACAAAUGGUGAAAUUAAGUCUUGUAAAAUGUAUUUCUUUUUCAGUGACCUAUCCAUUUGUAUUUUUAACAUGAACAUUUCAAAAUUACACCAGUUCAAGCUUCAUAAUGAAUGCUAUGGAUUAACUUUAUCCAGAAAGAAUAACAUACAAAAAGACCAUUCUCCGUUGACUUUUAUUUGAGCUUGCAUUUUGUUAAAAUGUUUGAAUACAUAAAAAGUUAUUUAAAAAUGUCAAACUGACCAGAUAUCAAAUUACUUUUUUUUAUUUUUUAUAAACAAUUUGGUGUAAAAACUCAGGA
Osmerus eperlanus (European smelt) is the source of this 2938-nucleotide messenger RNA. RefSeq names its product Rho guanine nucleotide exchange factor (GEF) 16 (gene arhgef16). Lineage: Eukaryota; Metazoa; Chordata; Actinopteri; Osmeriformes; Osmeridae. The record is from RefSeq and is a predicted model, not a curated record. The coding region runs from base 284 to 2383 and encodes 699 amino acids. The transcript is spliced from 15 exons. Gene Ontology annotation, molecular function: protein binding; guanyl-nucleotide exchange factor activity. Gene Ontology annotation, biological process: activation of GTPase activity.